AGAAGCCGAGGUUUUUCCCGUGGGGGGGGGUUCCAAAAGAUGCAGAACGUCAUAAACACGGUGAAAGGCACGGCUCUCGGGGUGGCGGAGUUUCUCACCCCAGUGCUGAAGGAAUCGAAAUUCAAAGAGACUGGAGUCAUUACACCGGAGGAGUUUGUAGCAGCUGGAGAUCACUUGGUCCACCAUUGCCCAACAUGGAAAUGGGCCACUGGGGAAGAGGUCAAAGUGAAGCCAUACCUGCCCCAGGAUAAACAGUUUCUCCUGACACGCAACGUUCCCUGUUACAAGCGUUGUAAACAGAUGGAGUAUUCAGAUGAGCUGGAAGCCAUCAUAGAGGAGGAUGAUGGAGAUGGGGGCUGGGUGGACACUUACCACAACUCAGGUGUGUUAGGAGCCACAGAUGCAGUACGAGAAAUUUCACUGGACAAUAAUAAGGACAAGAAUAUGAAUGCCACAUCUGCAGCAUGUGAUGAUGAUGAUGACGACGAAGAUGAGGAUGAAGAUGGAGAAGCAGCAGAUAUGGAAGAGUACGAGGAAAGUGGCCUAUUGGAAACAGAUGAGGCGACCCUGGACACCAGUAAAAUAGUAGAAACUAAAGCCAAAGCAGAGCCUGGGAGUGAGGAUGCCAUCCUUCAGACCAGAACAUAUGACCUGUACAUCACAUAUGAUAAAUACUACCAGACACCUCGACUCUGGCUGUUCGGAUACGAUGAAGACCGGCAGCCACUGACCGUAGAACAGAUGUACGAGGACAUCAGCCAGGACCACGUGAAGAAGACGGUCACCAUUGAGAACCACCCUCACCUUCCUCCACCUGCCAUGUGCUCUGUCCACCCCUGCAGACAUGCUGAAGUGAUGAAAAAGAUCAUUGAGACUGUGGCCGAAGGAGGAGGAGAGCUGGGCGUGCAUAUGUAUCUUCUGAUUUUCCUCAAGUUUGUUCAGGCCGUCAUUCCCACGAUAGAAUAUGACUAUACAAGACACUUCACCAUGUAGCUUCAUCAGUGUGCAACUUCCGCCAAUACAACGUCUGUACAGGGGGAUAAGCUCAGAGAUUGUAUGUCGUCUGCUCUGAUUACAACCGGUUUGUGGAGUGUUUGUGUUACUCUGAGACACUUUGCGUUGGUACAGGACAUGGGGAAAUUUCAUGGUAUGUGACAAAACUGUCUGUUAACGAAACAGUCUGACGUUUUGGGAUACAGGCUUGUUUUUUAUGAAACCCAGAGUCCGAUAAGGAGAUCAAUAAAAUUUUCAUCAGUUUGCGUCCAGUACAGAGGUGGAUGUGUUUUGGCUAAGAGUUUCUCACAGGGUUUUUUAAAUUUAAGCUACAGGAAAAAACAGAAAUGUCACAAAACACUUGUACAUUUGUAAGUAGCUUGCUGGCUAACCACAGUUGUUGAAUGGCGCGUUUUUUUCUCACUUUUGACAAAGCCGUCUUGGCUAACAACAUCCUGGAUGUACUUUAUCUCUGUACUACACAGAGAUGAAACUGAUAUCCAUCUUCUCUUCUGACUCUGGGUAAGACUGCAGACAAGGCUACAUCCUGAGAGCUGGACUGUACCUCUGAUGUUUUUCUACAGGUUUAAUGUCACGACCACAAUGUGGUGAACUCAGAGUUCCUGUGAAGGAGAUUAGAAUACUCACCCCAUUCCACACAGCUUCUCUGCUUCAAAUUUAAAGAGUCGAUUUCAGAAAAAAUAAAUUAGCCAGUUUUAGACAGUCCCAUUUGCACACAUUGAAAACAGUUCUCUUUAGUUCAUGCCCUGCCUUUAAUAUGAGAGACAGAUAUAAAAGCUGUAUUAAGUAUUUUUUUGUUUUAUUUUUAUUUUUAUUUUUUUUAAUGUUAGCAAACAGUUGCCUGUUAGCACAUCCAGUAAACAGAGCAACAUGAGCAUUAAUUCUGAUGAAUGGAAGUCCAAUACUAACUUUCCUUUUAGCUCUGGCUUUGGUCUCCACCAGCUCCUGAGGGAAAUAUCUGGCUCUUCAGCUACUAAAUGCUCCACUAUGUUAACCAGCUGGUCUCUAACUGUGUCUGUCCGUUGCUUGCUACUGAGCAUGCAGUGCUUUUUCCAGUUGUUUCUCUGAAAACAGCUGCCUGCUGCGGCCGAAAAUGAUGCUAACCAAAACAGCAACGUGCGAGACCACCCCGCUGGGUGGUCCUGCAUUGUCUUUAGUCGUCUGUUUGUACACAACGGUUUCUUGUGCAACUACAAAUCAUAUUCAGAAAAAAUAAUUCAAAGCUCUGCAUUUGGACAGCUCUUGGUAAUGUAUGUAUCUUGCUAAAAUCACUUCCUAAACAUCUCUGAACUAUUGUAUCUGACAGCAGCGUUGAUAACAGCUUCUUGACUUUUAACGUUGCUCCCAUGCUUUAAUGCAGUGAUUGUUGUUGUUAUUGCUUCCAUUCUAAUGCACUUUGCUGGAGUCAUGGCUGAACCUUUAUGCCAGUUUGUCUUAAAACUUCAUUCUCUGAAUGUGUAACUGGCCCUGCCCUUCCAUUUGCCCAUGGUUCUUGUGGUUGGCUUAUAUGCAUUCUGUUUUUUACUGUGGAAAGCUUUUUCUCCUCUACAGCUUGUGUCAGAACCUUGAGGUUUUUUUGGUUUUUUUUUUUCUUCUUUUUCUUCAGUCUUUCUUGUACAAGUGUGAUGUAUCACUCCUACCUAUGUUAACUACUACUAACUAUAUGUUAAGGUCGGCUGUGACCUUACUUGUGCAGCUCUUUCAUUAAACAAAUGGACUCUUAUUGUCACCAGCCUUUUGGUGGACAUCAGUAAAUCUUUCAAUGAAUUUCUGGGCUGUUUUGUUUAUAAGAUUGUGGAUUAUAAACUACAUUUGGCUUAUUACAAUGAAAUGUUUGAUAGUACUUACUCAACUAAAUAAAGUAUGAGCUUCAGUGA
Xiphias gladius (swordfish) is the source of this 2891-nucleotide messenger RNA. RefSeq names its product autophagy related 3 (gene atg3). The coding region runs from base 40 to 993 and encodes 317 amino acids. The record is from RefSeq and is a predicted model, not a curated record. Gene Ontology annotation, molecular function: Atg8-family ligase activity. The transcript is spliced from 12 exons. Gene Ontology annotation, cellular component: cytosol; cytoplasmic ubiquitin ligase complex. Gene Ontology annotation, biological process: autophagosome assembly; autophagy of mitochondrion; nucleophagy. Lineage: Eukaryota; Metazoa; Chordata; Actinopteri; Istiophoriformes; Xiphiidae.